Molecule: messenger RNA, 1497 nt
Organism: Paraphaeosphaeria sporulosa
Lineage: Eukaryota; Fungi; Ascomycota; Dothideomycetes; Pleosporales; Didymosphaeriaceae
Product: MFS nicotinic acid transporter-like protein Tna1
Exons: 5
Coding region: 1-1497 (498 amino acids)
Biological process (GO): transmembrane transport
Cellular component (GO): membrane
Molecular function (GO): transmembrane transporter activity
Source: RefSeq, a predicted model, not a curated record
AUGGCUUCGGAAAAGGAUGAGCUCGAGAGACCUGGUGCGUCAGCCAACUCUGAUUCAGACCUGGAGGGCAUUGCGCAAGGCCUUGUCAACGAGAAGGCACUCCUCAGAAAACUUGACUUGAGGCUCCUCCCGGCGGUCUCUAUUUUGUAUCUGCUUUCGUUUCUGGAUCGCAGCAAUGUCGCCAACGCGAGAAUCGAAGGUCUACUCAAUGACCUAAAGCAAUCUAACGGCAAACCCAUGACUGGAAAUCAAUACCUGACUGGUCUGACGCUGUACUUCAUUGGAUAUGUGCUCUUUGAACUGCCUUGCAACAUUGUGUUAAAGCGCACGACGCCGAAAUUCUGGCUUCCGACUUUGACGAUCGCAUGGGGUAUUGUCGCAACUCUAAUGGGAGUUACGCAAAACAUGGCUGGGUUCCUCACGGUCCGGUUCUUCCUUGGUGUCACUGAAUCCGGUCUUUUUCCCGGUGUGGUGUAUUAUCUUUCGAUGUGGUACAAAAGAGAUGAGCGCCAGUAUCGCAUCUCUCUUUUCUUCAGUUGCGCUUCCCUCGCAGGCGCGUUUGGAGGUAUCCUUGCAUAUGGAAUUGGUCACAUGCGAGGAGUUGGCGGUUAUGCUGGCUGGCGGUGGAUUUUUAUUCUGGAAGGACUCGCUACAAUAGUAAUUGCGGCCCUUGCGUACUUGUUCAUCUCAAAUUACCCGGAGACUGUGAGCUGGCUGUCCAAGGAAGAGCGCUCCUACAUCAACGCUCGUCUCAAAGCCGACAGCGAUGCAACACACGACGAGAAGUUCACCUGGGCAUCUGUUCUCAACGCUGUCAAGGAUCCAAAAGUUUGGCUAUACGGUGCUUGCUUCCAUACAAUGAGUUUGCCUUUGUACACUCUGUCACUAUUUUUGCCUACUAUCAUCAAGGACAUGGGCUACACAUCCGCGCAAUCGCAACUUCUUUCUAUUCCCCCUUACGCAGCAGCCACGCUCUUCACCAUUGGAUGGGCAAUCCUUGCUGAAAAGUACAAGCGUCGCGCCCUCUUCACAAUUACCACAUCAACGCUGGCCAUCAUUGGAUAUAUUAUCCUUCUCACAAAUAAGCAUCCUACACAGAAACCUGGGGUAUCCUAUGUUGGGACCUUUUUCGCAGCUAUGGGCAUUUAUCCCUCGGUCGCGCUGGUGUUGUCCUGGCCCGCCAUCAACGUUUCGGGGCAGACAAAGCGAGCUACAGCUAACGCCAUGCAAAUCUCUAUCGGCAACUUGGGCGCAGUCAUCGGAACUCAGUUGUAUCGUCCAGCUACUGCGCCUCGAUAUGUUCUGGGCCACGCGGUCGCAUUGGGAUAUCUGAUUGGUAAUGUAAUCGUAGUCAGUACGCUUUGGUGGUUGCUGGCGAGGGAAAAUGAGCAGAAGCAGGCGUAUCUUGCGGCCAACCCUCAGACCAACGGGUUUCACGACUCAGAAGAGGAUCUGAAGCUAGGAGACAAGCACCCGAGAUGGCAAUUCAAUACCUAG